AUGUGCGACCACAUUUUAUACCCAAAUAGUAAAGAAAAACUUAAUACAAAUUUAGUCCAAUUAAACAGUGAGUGUACAUGCAAAAUCAAAGAAGACGAAAUUGUUGUAUUCGCCGAUUUGUAUCAAACUAGGAGGUUUCUUGACAUCAUUCCAAAAUUAAAAGAACCAUCAAAAUCGGAGAAAAUAAGACGAAUUGAAAAGGCGCCAAAAGAAGACAAAUUCAAAUACGAAGAAUGGCGUGUCGAACAAAAGAAGCCGAAAGCGUGUGUUGGGAUGUAUAGAGGGGAAACCACAAAGGAAAUUAAACACAGUUCUAUAGAUGAUGUUUUGAAUGAAGAUUGGAUUGAUAGUGACUCUACUGAUGAUUGUGAAGAUGUUGAAUUAGAAGGAUUAGAAAGCUAUUUAUAUAAAGAGUAA
This is a messenger RNA of Entamoeba invadens IP1, 417 nucleotides long. RefSeq lists its product as hypothetical. Bases 1 to 417 code for a protein of 138 amino acids. The transcript has a single exon. The record is from RefSeq and is a predicted model, not a curated record. Lineage: Eukaryota; Evosea; Mastigamoebida; Endamoebidae.